Erigeron canadensis is the source of this 1538-nucleotide messenger RNA. RefSeq lists its product as uncharacterized. The transcript has 2 exons. The record is from RefSeq and is a predicted model, not a curated record. NCBI's taxonomy places the organism in Eukaryota, Viridiplantae, Streptophyta, Magnoliopsida, Asterales, Asteraceae. The coding region runs from base 86 to 1354 and encodes 422 amino acids.
UCCAUUUCCAUUACAAUUUUCUUUCGCUCUUAUUUUUCGGUCGAUAUUACUUAGCACCAAAAAAAGGACUAAUCCAUCUAAACAAAUGGAUCCAUGUCCUUUUGUGCGAAUUGUUAUCGGGAAUUUAAAUCUUAAAUUCCCGGGUAACGAUUCGCAAUCUUGUUAUUGCAAGAUCAAGCUCAAAAAUUUGCCAACACAAACAGUUGAUAUUACAAAUAAUGUUGAUAAUGAUGAUAGUCAAAUAUCAGACCAAAUUCAAGCAUGUUUCAACUUCAAAAAAUCAGAUUUUGACAAGUAUGUUGAAAAAUACAAGACUUUUAAGAUUGAGAUAUAUUCUAACAAAAAUGGACGUGGUUACCCGGUUUGUGGUUUCGGGUCGGGUAAGCUUGUUGGGGUUGUUUCUAUUGGGUUGGAUUCAAAGAUAUUGGAUAGUAAUAAUAACUCAUGGGGUGGUGUUGUGUUGAAAAAUGGAUGGAUGAAAGUUGGCGAUGACUUGAGUUACAAGAAAUCAUGUGUUGAGUUGCAUUUGAAUGUUCGGGUUGAACCCGACCCGAGAUUUGUAUUUGAGUUUGAUGGUGAACCUGAAUGUAGUCCUCAAGUUUUUCAGGUUAAUGGAAAUGUUCGUCAAGCUGUCUUUACUUGCAAAUUCAGUUUCAGAAAUUCCAAUGAUCGCAAUUUGAGAUCUGGGUCAACGCUAUCGGAAGUAAAGAACCAAGGAAAGGUAGUAAAAGAACGAAAAGGAUGGUCGAUCACAAUCCAUGAUUUAUCUGGGUCGCCGGUGGCCAUGGCUUCAAUGGUAACACCGUUUGUCCCAUCACAUGGGACAGACGAUGUCCGGAGAUCUAAUCCGGGCGCAUGGCUAAUCCUGCGCCCGGGUCAGAACACAUGGAAGCCAUGGGGGCGACUAGAAGCAUGGCGGGAGUCCACCGGGGACUAUCUUGGCUAUAAAUUUGAAUUACUUCCAGAUGGAGCAACAGCUGGACUUGACCCGAUUACUUUAUCGAACUCUACUAUUAGUUCCAAAAAUGGUGGAAAGUUCACCAUAGAUAUCGGAAAUGGAUCCUCACCAAUGACUACACCAACGGGUAGUUUUGACUCCGGGUCGGGAUCCGGGUCGGAUUUUUGGUCCUCAUCAUGGGCACAGUUAAUGUACCAUGGGUUUGUGAUGUCAUCAAAAGUCGCGGGCAAAGGUCGAUAUAGUAAGCCCGAGGUCGAGAUCGGGGUUCACCAUGUGACUUGUACGGAGGAUGCGGCCGCAUUUGUUGCAUUGGCGGCCGCAGUGGAUUUGAGUGUGGAUGCUUGCCAGUCGUUUUCUCAAAAGCUUCGUAAGGAGCUCAGACACGACGGUGAAUAGUAUCUUUUAAAAAAAAUAUCUUUUUGGUUUAUUUCUAUUAUUAAAUUUUGAGGCCAGAGAGUGUACAGUGAGAUUGCUUCACGAGGGGUUUUUAAUUACUUUAAAUUUUGUUAAUGAGUUAUUUUUGGGUGAUUAAUGUAUGUACAGCUGUUUAUAAUAAAGAGAUUUAUGAUUUGGUGUAGGA